UCCAGCUCUCUGUCACAUAUAAGCUGAAGACUUUGACAGCUUCUCACUUUGCUGUUUGACCAAUAAAGAAUAUUAUCAUCCAUCAAGCUUUGACUGCUUCUCUUCAGAAUGAGGGUCAUCAUACUAACACUUUGCCUUAUUGGGGCUGUAUAUGCCAAACCUAUUUCAUUUAAUGGCGUGGCAGAAUCUAGUGAAUCAAGUGAAUCAAGUGAAUCUUCUCAAACUGGAGGUUCAUAUGAUAUACAAUCCUAUCAACAUACCACCUCCCACCAGCAGAAUGGAGGUUCAUAUGAUCCACAAUCCUAUCAACAUUACCCUUAUCAGUACCAUCAGCAGAGCUCUGAAGAAAAUCGGCAACAUCAAGUGAGUUCUCAAACUGGAGCUUCCUAUGAUCCAGAAUCCUAUCAACAUUACCCCUACCAGUACACCCAGCAGUCUCAAACUGGAGGCUCAUAUGAUCAACAGUCUUAUCAGCAGUACUUGUACCAGUACUACCAGCAGGCUCAGAGUGGAGGCUACUAUGAUCCACGAUCCUAUCAGCAAUACAUCCAACAGUACCAACAGGUGAUUUACUCUACAUAUGACUUAAUUAUGAUUUACAAUAUUGAAGGAGCGGCACGCUUCAGAGUUGGGAUUCCUUCUUAUGCGAGUACUGACGACCAAGUCACAAGUCAAUCAGUGCAGCACGCAGCCGACAUCAGCGACACCACCAGCGAGGAAGGGGACACAGGCGACACAGCUGACACUGUUGACAAUGAUGAGAGCGCCAGUAGUGACAGCAACGAGGCCAGUGACAUAAGCCAUGCCAUCAACAGCCAAAGGGAGAGUGAUGUGACUGACAGCAGUCACAGCACAAGCGAUAAAACAAAUCAGAGGAUUGACAGCUCAAGUAGUGUAAGCACCAAGAGCAGUAGUGACAGCAAUGAAUCCGAUGAGAAUACCAGAAGUGACAAUAAUGGGUCAAGUCCAACCGAUUACAAAAGUUAUACCAUCAAGAGCCCAUUGGUAAAUAAAGUUAUUUACAGAAGUGGGCGCAAUGGUGGGGAAACUGGUCAGACCAUCAAGGGUAGUGCUGGCACCAGCAGUGAAAGCAGUGAGACCAGUAAGGCCAGCGACAACACUAGUAGUAAAAGCAAUGUAACAAGUGGUACUCAUGACAGUACAAAUCAUGAAAGCAAUAAAGCGGACAACAGCAGCGAGAGUGCCAGUGAUGAGAGCACAGAGUCUGGUCAGGUCAGUAACAGCCCCAGUAGUGAAACCCAUGAGUCAGUUAACGCCAGUGAAGUAAGCUAUGCCAUCAAGAGCUCACUCGUAAGUGAUGUGAUUGGCAGCAGUGAGAGCACCAGUGAAGAAACUAUUCAGACAAGCGUGUCCAGUGAUAUCACCAGUGACGACCGCAGUGCAAGUGUGACGAGUGACAUCAGUGAUACUAAUAAUGCCAGUGAUAGCAGUGAGUCCAAUGAGAGCACGAGUAGUGACAACAAUGGGUCAAGCCAAAGCAAUGGCAAAGGUUAUACCAUCAAGAGCCCAUUGGUGAACAAAGGUAUUUACAGAAGUGGGAGCAUCAGUGGGGAUCCUGUUAAGACUGGCAAUGGUAGUGAUGGAACCAGCAGUGAAAGCAGUGAGACCAGUAAGGCCAACAACAACACCAGCAGUGAAAGCAGUGAAACAAGUGGCCCUCGUGACAAUACAAGUCAAGAAAGCAACAAUGCAGACAACAGCAGCGAGAGUGGCAGUGACGAGAGCACUGAGUCCAGUCAGGCCAGUAACAGCCCCAGUAGUGAAACGCAUCAGACACUUAAGGUCAGUGAAGUUAGCUAUGCCCUCAAUAGCUCACUGGUAAGUGAUGUGCUUGACAGCAGUGAGAGCACCAGUGAAGAAACCAUUCAGACCAGUGUGACUAGUGACAUCAGUGAUAUUGGUAAGGGCAGUGACAGCAGCGAGUCCAAUGAGAGCACCAGUCGUGACAGCAAAGGGUCAAGUCAAACCGAUGACAAAAGUUCUACCAUCAAAGCACCAUUGGUUAAUAAAGUUAUUUACAAAAGUGGAAAUAAUGGUGAGGUAGCUGGUCAGACCAACAAGGGUACUGAUGGAACCAGUAGUGAAAGCAGUGAAACAAGUGACACUCGUGACAGCACAAGUCAUGAACGCAACGAGGCAGACAAGAGCAGUCAGAGUGCCAGUGAUGAGAGCAAAAAGUCCAGUAAGGCCAGUAACAGCCCCAGUAAUGAAAUCCAGGAGACAGUUAAGGUCAGUGAAUUAAGCUACGCCAUCAAGAGCUCACUGGUAAGUGAUGUUAUUGACAGCAGUGAUAUUACCACUGACGACAGCAGUGAAUCCAGUGACACUAGUACUCAUGAAAGCAGUGAAUCCAGUGACACUAGUACUCAUGAAAGCAGUGAAUCCAGUGACAUUACCAAAAGUAAAACCACUAAGGCCAGUGACAUCACCAGGCAUAAAAGCAGUGACUCCAGUGACACCACUAAGGACGAUGACUCCACUAGUCAUGAAAGCAAUGAAGCCAGUGGCCCUAUCAGUCAGGAAAGCACUGAAACCAGCAAGGCCAGCGACAGCACCAGCCAUGAGAGCAGUGAGGUGCACCAAAGCAAAGGCGCAGACUGUAAGGACGGGAAUGAGAGCUGUGAGAGCGAGGAGUAUUUCUUCCAGGACAUAGGCGACGACGCCCACUACUCAAUUGACCAUCUCAUGGUGUCAGAUGAAGACGGCAUGGAGUUGCGUCUGCGGAGAAGAUGA
This is a messenger RNA of Phycodurus eques (leafy seadragon), 2754 nucleotides long. RefSeq names its product dentin sialophosphoprotein-like. Lineage: Eukaryota; Metazoa; Chordata; Actinopteri; Syngnathiformes; Syngnathidae. The record is from RefSeq and is a predicted model, not a curated record. The transcript has 10 exons. Bases 109 to 2754 code for a protein of 881 amino acids.